Molecule: messenger RNA, 4344 nt
Organism: Columba livia (rock pigeon)
Lineage: Eukaryota; Metazoa; Chordata; Aves; Columbiformes; Columbidae
Gene: SRPK1
Product: SRSF protein kinase 1
Exons: 18
Coding region: 328-2298 (656 amino acids)
Biological process (GO): intracellular signal transduction; spliceosomal complex assembly; peptidyl-serine phosphorylation
Cellular component (GO): nucleus; cytoplasm
Molecular function (GO): ATP binding; protein serine/threonine kinase activity
Source: RefSeq, a predicted model, not a curated record
GCAGGCGCGUGCGGCACCCGGGGCUACCGGCUCUGGCGGCCAUGGAGCGGAAAGUGCUGGCGCUGCAGGCCCGAAAGAAGCGGACCAAGGCCAAGAAAGACAAGGCCCAGAGGAAGAAUUUCACAAGUCUUUAUAUGCGGUGAACUUUUGGAUGCCAAUGCAAAAAUGAAAAGAUCUCGAGUAAAUACUAAACAAUGGCUUCCAACAGAUUGCAGUCAGUGCUGCUCGUGGAUCCCUUUCUAGUGAAAGCUUUGCUGCGUUCCAGACGAACCCGACCCUCCACGGAUGUCCCCCCUGCUUUCUGAACGCUGUGGCGUCUGAUUUUUAAUGGCUCUUUCGAAAACUAUUGGGCUGUCUUUGGGAAUAUCUUUAUCAAUGGGAGGCCGUGCUUCAUGCAGACCCGACACUCAGCAUCGGGGACCUGCUGCUCAUUCGGAGAAUGAUCUUCCAGAGCAGGAGGAAGAAAUCCUGGGAUCAGAUGACGAUGAACAAGAGGAUCCAAAUGAUUACUGUAAAGGCGGUUAUCACCUUGUGAAAAUAGGCGAUCUCUUUAAUGGACGGUACCACGUGAUCCGGAAGCUUGGAUGGGGCCACUUCUCCACUGUGUGGCUAGCUUGGGAUACCCAAGGGAGGAGAUUUGUGGCAAUGAAGGUGGUGAAGAGUGCAGAGCACUACACCGAAACGGCACUGGAUGAGAUCAAGUUGCUAAAAUCAGUCCGCAACAGUGAUCCAAAUGAUCCAAGUAAAGAGAGAGUUGUUCAGUUAUUAGAUGACUUCAAGAUUUCAGGAGUUAAUGGUUCUCAUAUCUGUAUGGUGUUUGAAGUUCUGGGACAUCAUCUCCUGAAGUGGAUCAUCAAGUCAAAUUAUCAGGGGCUUCCACUUCCUUGUGUGAAAAAGAUCAUCAAACAGGUUCUUCAGGGUCUGGAUUACUUGCACACAAAAUGUCGGAUCAUUCAUACAGAUAUUAAGCCUGAGAACAUUCUUCUGUGCGUUAAUGACCAGUAUAUCCGCAGGCUGGCUGCAGAAGCAACAGAGUGGCAGAGAUCUGGGGCUCCCCCCCCAUCGGGCUCUGCAGUGAGCACUGCACCGCAGCCAAAACCAGCUGACAAAAUGUCAAAGAACAAAAAAAAGAAGUUGAAAAAGAAGCAGAAGCGGCAGGCCGAGUUGUUAGAGAAGCGAAUGCAAGAGAUAGAAGAAAUGGAGAAGGAAGCAAGCCCUGGGCAGGCACAGCCUGGAGAGGAGGAAGAAGAUCGGAGCCCUCUGGAAAUGCUCAUAAAAGUUAGUCCGACAGAGGAAAAUGUCAGCAAAAAGACAGCUGAAGUCGUACAAGAGCAGUCUAUUCUAAUAGAAGGCAGCGUCGAGAAAUGUGUAACAGAGAUCAAUUGCAAUGGAGUGAUACAAAUGACAGGCUUCCCAAACUCCUGCAGUCAAGGGUCUGUGCAACUUGAGGAUGACCUUCAUAAUGCCAAUAACUGUGGCGAUAACCCUCACACACAGAAGAAGGAGAACUUCCACAGUUGUAACUACAGUCAGCGUAACGGUGACUCGGAGAACAGCCCUCAAGAAGCAGUGUCAGACUCCUUCGUGCCCUUAGUUUCGGAAGAUUCCAUGGUGUGCCAACCCACGUCCAAUGAAGAGCAGUCAUUCAAUGAGCAGGAGAUUAACCAUUUGCAAGAAAGCAUCCGGACAGAGAUACCUUCAGAGGACGAGAAUGAGAAUAAUAGCCCAUCAGACAACAAAGGAAAAGCAACUGCUGGGAAUUUCCUUCUUAAUCCUCUUGAACCCAAGAAUGCAGAUAAGCUCAAAGUGAAGAUAGCUGACUUAGGAAAUGCUUGCUGGGUGCACAAGCACUUCACUGAAGACAUCCAGACAAGGCAGUACCGGUCCUUGGAGGUGUUGAUCGGGUCGGGAUAUAACACCCCUGCUGACAUCUGGAGCACGGCGUGUAUGGCCUUUGAGUUAGCAACAGGGGACUACCUGUUCGAGCCUCAUUCUGGGGAAGAUUACUCACGGGACGAAGAUCACAUUGCAUUGAUCAUAGAACUUCUGGGGAAAAUACCUCGCAAGCUCAUUUUGGCAGGAAAAUAUUCCAAGGAGUUUUUCACCAAAAAAGGUGAUCUGAAGCACAUCACCAAACUGAAGCCCUGGGGCCUUUUUGAAGUUUUGAUGGAAAAAUAUGAGUGGUCCCCCGAGGACGCAGCUGCAUUCACAGACUUCUUAUUACCUAUGUUGGAGCUGGUCCCAGAGAAACGAGCUACGGCAGCAGAGUGUCUCAGGCACCCCUGGCUUAACUCAUAGAAGCUUCAAAAACAGCACUACGCUCUGGUUUACAGCAUACCAUACGUGCACCCAGAUGCCCCUUCCCAAAUCUUUUGUUUGUUUGUUUUUCUUGUUGAUUUCCAGCGUGAAGUUCUUCCUUCAAGAGUUUAGAUAAAUCUACCCUGUUCUGCUGAGUUUGCUUGUGUGGCUCAAUGGGGACUCUCCUCAGCUGGCGGGCAACAUCUGUGUUUUGCCUUGAUUGGGCUUCCCCGAAGACCAAUUGACUAGAAUAUGAAGGGUUUGUUUUUUGAGUCUCCUCACUGGUAACCGCUGUGUUUCACAGGUGUGAGCUCACCUGUGCUCAGAUGUGCUCCCUUAUCUAACUUUCAACUUUCCUUCCUUCAUGGGGGGAACAUGAAGAUCCAAAUGCCUCCUUAUCUCACUGACUCAGGAGUCGGUUUCCUGUUGUUGAUCCAGUAGCUAGCAAUGGGGUGAGAAGUGAAAGAUGGCACCAAGGUGGUGUUACUUCCUUGUAGUAUAAAGACCUCCAAAUCCUCCUUUUCUAGGUGUCUACUGUGUUCUUUGCUUUCCAGUCAUGUAACUUUUCUUUAGUUGUAGCUGCUUAAAUCUUUUGAAAAGAGCUAUUUAAGCCUAGGUUUUAGUAUCCUUAAUUUCUCCCUCUGAAAUGCCCUGUCCCUUUCCUUUUUCUGUGCCCAGAUAGUCAGAAUAGUUUUUGACAUUGGUGACAUUUUCUACUUUAAUGCCUGUGCCUGUGACUAAAAGGUGACAAGCGACAUAAGCAAAAGUUGGCACUGACUCAGUACACAAACUUCUGCAAACAGAUGGGUGCGCUCUUUGGCUGCAGAGAGGUCACCUUGUUGAAGGCAACUCUUCUGACAUUUUAGUGAGCCACAAAUUGGUGGUUUUGUCCCCUACUGGCACUUCUCUGCCUUGCUUGAGGCAUUUGCUGUAUCUGUGAGAGAUUGGUAGUCUACUGUGGCUCUUGAUUUUUGACCAUUCACUUUUUCCCAAGAAAAGGGUGGCAGCAUCCGUACCACGCUAUAGCUUGUGACUUUCGAAAUCAACACUUGAAGAGGCCCAUUGUAAAGAUUUCUUUAAAUCGCUAUAGCAUUUGAUAGUCUUAUGAUGGCUUCUUGUAGACUUGCCCAUCCUAUUAACACUUUCAGUGCAUCCUACUCUAGAGCAAGAUCUGGCAGCGUGGAGACAUUGGAGGCACUUCCUUAGCCCGGACCAGAUAGACCUGUGGAUACGUGGUAGCUCAGAGGAGAGAAGCUGCCCCAGGACUGUGUGGGAGGCCGCGCAGAUGCUGCCCGAAACCAUUGUUGGCAAAGCUGCUGAGACCACUGUUACGUGUCACUUCUGUAUGUGUGUUUGGAAGUCCUGGUUUGUAAGGCUCAUUCAUUCAUAAACCUUGACGUCACUUAAUCCACUUGAAAAAGAAUUUCUCCAGUCCAGUGCCUGAUUGGGCUUAUUAAUGCAAAUCAUGCUGCAUGUUCUUUUAGGGGUAGAUCAGGUUCUCUAUGCAUAUAAUUUAAAAUUAAAGGAAAGUAACAUAGCAAGAGAGUUUUAAACUGCUGAUUUGACUUUUUCCCCCCUUUCAUCUGGAGUUUUUCCAGUUGUGUGUUGCUUCCAUAUCUGUUACAGAAUGACUGCAGACAGGACCAGGUUCAAAAUACCUUCUCUCUGUGUACUGUGAAGACACACUGGCAGGGCAAACAAUUUCUGUUGUCUUCAAAGCUGCUCCAGUCCUGUGUACCCGAGACUGGCUGACAAAGAACUCUUUGGGAACUUCAGAAGGGAUCUGCAUGCUUUGAGAGCUCCUUCCCUCCCUUCUGGCACCCCAGCUGGAGGAGGACGCGCGCUUACCGCAACAGCCGAGACAGGAGCCACCUUGUGAGCUGAAGACCUGCAGAGGCAGCAGCUGUCAGGAUUCAGUCUUGUACUGUUUGUUCAUUCACCUAGGGUUUGUUAAAUUUCCAAAUUGCCGUAAGUGCUCACACUGAACAAUUUGUAUUUGCUAUGUCAGUUGAAAACCUGAAGGAAAAUACAUUUUUAUUCUUUCUA